CAUGGUACAGUGACGUCACGCCCAUUGCUUUCCCCGGGUGUCCUGUCCUUGGGAAGCGCAGCUAUGGGGCUGUUACCGGACGAGGCUCGGUCGCUGCCGCCCCCCGGGCUGGUGAAUAGGAACUCGGUGUGGAUGGGGCUGAUGGGCUACCUGACUGCCAUUACCCACAAUGCUAUCCGGCAUAUGCCGGCCCUGCGGGCGGGCGUGCAUCGGCAGCUGCUCCUAACCAGCAUCGGCGUGUUCCUCGGGUACCAUGCCACCAAGUACGAGAACUACAGGAACGCGAAUACGGACCGGCAGCUCUUUGAAUACAUCAGGCAGCACCCACAGGAUUUCAAGGUGCCAGAAAGGAAAACCAUGGCGGAAGUGCUGGAGGAAUUCACCCCUAUUCGCUGAGCCCCAUUCUCCUGAGCCCGGCCCAUUGGUGAUACGGAAUUAACUGUUUGUUAUCUGGCAGCCGUGUUUCCCCCCCCGGCGGCUUCCAGGAUUGUGUUGAGUGGGGGGAAUCGGAAAAAUAUAUAUUGUAUUUAAAAAGA
Xenopus tropicalis (tropical clawed frog) is the source of this 536-nucleotide messenger RNA. The record is from RefSeq and is a predicted model, not a curated record. Lineage: Eukaryota; Metazoa; Chordata; Amphibia; Anura; Pipidae.